Cokeromyces recurvatus is the source of this 1359-nucleotide messenger RNA. Its product is annotated as ricin B lectin domain-containing protein. Bases 25 to 1266 code for a protein of 413 amino acids. The record is from RefSeq and is a predicted model, not a curated record. Lineage: Eukaryota; Fungi; Mucoromycota; Mucoromycetes; Mucorales; Mucoraceae. The transcript is spliced from 7 exons.
UUUUUUUUUUUCUUCUUCUAAUAAAUGUUUCCUGAAGGUUUAUUUUAUAUUUUAUCUCGUAAGCAUGGAUUUGCACUUGAUGUUUAUGAUGGACAAACAAAGGACGAUGCAAAUAUAAUUGUUUGGCCGCAGAAAUUUCAAGAUAGUGAUAAUCAGUUAUGGAGUUAUGAAAAAGGACGUUUAAUUAAUAAAAAGUCGGGCCUUGCUUUGGAUAUUAGCUCAAGUGCGUUCAAGAAGGAUAAAACGAUUGUACAGAAAAAGAUCAAAGCUAAUAAACAGUCUCAAGAGUGGAUUUAUGAUCAAGGAUUUAUUUGCUCAAAGGAAUUUCCAAGUCUUGUACUUGAUAUUAGAGGAGACAGUGCUAAAGGUGGUGCUCAAGUAUUAUUGUACAGACGUAAAGCAACAGAUAAUUUAAAUCAACUCUGGCAAUUUGAACCUUAUCAUCAAUUUGAAAAUGCUUUAAAUAUGGCUGCUACAAGUAUGCCAUUGCAUAAAAAGGAAGGAUUUGGUCAACCAAGACCUGGCUAUGGUGCUGAGCCUGGUGUUCCUCCUGAAUUAACCCAAGUUCCAGAAAAUAACAAGAUUGCUGGUGUUGGAAAUAACCCAACAUCUACUUCUGUAAAUUCAGGUAAUUCUCGAGUAGAUCCUGUAUUAUCACAAUAUGGAUCAUUUUAUGGUGGAACUCCUACUGCACCCCCAAAACCCCAGCCAGGACAGCAAGCACCCUCUUUACCACCCAAAAAUGUCGCCGAUCUUUAUCCUCCUCCCUCUCAUCAACCCACUUCACCUAUCAAUACGACAUCAACUUAUCCACCCUCCCAAAAUAAUAAUAAUGAUCAUCAUCAUCUUGGCUAUCCUCCUCCAAGUGGUAAUAAUACGGCUUAUCCUCCACCCUCGUCUUCCAAUUAUCAGCAGCAUCAAGGCCCUCCACCACCACCACCACUUCCUCCCUUGAGUUCUUCUGUAAGUAAUAGUUAUCCUCCACCUAGUGGUUAUCCACCUUCAUCUGUAGCUGGCUAUCCUCCUUCACCAGUAGCUGGCUAUCCUCCUCCUUCACCUUCCAAUUAUAUGAAUACUACUACUGCUUACCCACCUAAUACAUCUAAUAUGCCUGGCUAUCCUUCCGCUGCUGCUAGUUUCCCCGAACCUCAUCAAAAUGAGUAUUAUCAACAAGAUAAUAGUCAUGGCUUUCCACCUCCUUUGCCACCUAACAGGCCUAAUAACACAAAUAACAAUACAUAUGGUUAUCCUUCCUAUCCUCAGUAAUAUUUAAAUAAAUGUUAUAUAGUAUUUUGUGUAUUAAUUAUAAAAUAAAAAAAAAGGUAUAUUAAUCCUUUAAAUAUACUUAGUAGACGUAAA